Messenger RNA from Frieseomelitta varia, 4112 nucleotides. Its product is annotated as formin-binding protein 4-like. The transcript has 15 exons. Gene Ontology annotation, molecular function: protein binding. The record is from RefSeq and is a predicted model, not a curated record. The coding region runs from base 453 to 3491 and encodes 1012 amino acids. NCBI's taxonomy places the organism in Eukaryota, Metazoa, Arthropoda, Insecta, Hymenoptera, Apidae.
AAAUUUCCCGCAACUACGUUCUAUACUGAUGUAGAAGAGGAAACCAUUUAGGUGGCGCUCUAGGUAGCCAAAUUAUCCUGUAGUUUGUAUAACUAGCGAUGAAUGAUUUAGUGAUCGAUGAGAGGAGUUGAUGAGCCAUUGAAUGUGAAGAACAUGAACUUCUGAUUAUAGUUCAACAUAACCUCGUUUUUGCAAUGUCUAACAUUUUUUAGAAGUUUUUUUAAGACAUGUGUGAAGUAUACAGUAUUGUAUUUUUGUACGCUUCGUGAUUAUCAUUGAAGUGUUCAAUUUCUACUUCCUUCUAACACGUUGUAAUUAUUUAUCUAUGUACAUGUAUAUAUAUGUCUAUAUUUAGAGGUUAUGAAUGACUCUUGCGCAUUGUUUAUAAGGAAAUACAUUUUCAUUUUAAGUAUAUUUUUAUUAUCUAUAACAUAUAUAACUUAUGUUUUAUUAUGAAGCGGCGUCAAAGAAGGCCUGUUUUAGAACUUAAUCAGUCGCAACCAGGUUCUUAUGGGGAACAUUUACAAAAUAAACACAAACAUAUAAGUAACGAUUAUCCCGGACAGAAUGUACCUGCAAAUCCACUAGCAAAUUUACUUUGUCAUUACAAUUCAGAUAGUGAUACUGAAGAUUCAAAGAAGGAUUGCAAAUUAGACGAUCAAGUAAAUAAUUUUUUUAAAGAAAUUCAGCUGAUUGCACCCAAGCAGCCAGUCUCAAACGAAUCUAAUAAUGUUAUUCUAACAGUAAACUCCAAUAAUCGCUUAGCACAUCACAUAAAUCAACAGGCACUCAUGUGGAGAGAAUGUUUAGAUGAAUCUUCAGGUUAUCCUUACUAUUGGCAUAUUGAAACUAAUGAGGUAACAUGGGAAAUGCCAGAUGAACUACGGUACUUAAAAAACAAUGUUAAAACCAGCUCUGUGGUAAAACCAACGCAAGAGUCUCAUUGGGUUGAUUUCUCGUCUGUCAUAUAUCAACAAUCUCAUGAAAAUAUACCAGAAGGUAUGAUUCCACGGGAAGUAGUCGCUCGAAAUCGUAAUAGGUACAUCUGCAAUGAGACCGUGCAGAAACAAGAGUCCCAAACUGAUCAAGACACUGCAAAUACAUCUGAUACAAUGGACAACGAUUCCGAUGAUGGGAAAAUAGAAAUGAUCACAUCCUACGGGAGUGAUGAAAGUGAUUCGGACACAGCAGAUGAGAAUCGGUCAAAAAACGAUACGAAAGAAUCUUCAUCAGUGAAAAGUGCGAAUAAAACGCCAAAAUCAAGAUGUUCUGAAAAGUCGUCAGCGCCGAUUCCUAUGAUGCAAACACAGUUGUUACCAAUUUCUCAGAAUCUAAAUCAGAUGUAUGAAAGCAAAGAAGAAUCGAUAAUAGAAUCGGCAGACUUGAAACCAGCCGAAGAUACAGAGACAAAGUACUUAAAAAACCAAAUCAAGCAAGAUACAGUUCAAAGGGCUGACUGUAUGGAUAAAGCUAAAAGCGACAGCCGAUUGACAAAAGAAUCCGUACCAAAAAAGAACAGUAAUAAACAUAGCAUUAAUUCUGACGUGGACUUUCGUAUUUCUUUGGUGCCUGGUUACGACGAAGAUUCUGAUGUUGAGGAAGAAUCCGGAGAGAAACAGGAGAGAAAAGCCCUAUUUCCAAUUCCCCAAAUCGAAGAAACCGCGGAAAAUGUGUCAUCGCGCAAAAAUACAAUUGACGACGAUCACGUAGCAAACAGUAACGACAGUGAAAUUAAUAGCGAAAGAAAAACUGUGCAAGAACAAGACAAUGAAGAUAUUUUGGAAAGAUUGGAAUGUAAAGACGACUCGACUGCUAAAACAGAGGAAGAUACGCAGAAGGGAAACAAAUUUGUCGAUAAUUCACAUGGUCGAAAUAAAUUUUUCCAGAGGAAAAAACGUAUUGCUUUCGAUGUUCCAUCUACGAAAAUGAAAACAAAUAACGAUGAAACGAGUAAAAUGGAAGUAGAGACGCAACGGGAUGAAAUGAGCUCUUGUGAUGAGCAUCUUAACGAAACUCAAGCUGAUCAGCAGGAAGAAACGAGCACAGUGAACGAGAAUGCGGAAGAAAAUAUUCCAACUUGCAAAGAUGAAUCGAACAAUACGGAGGAAGAAACAAACACACCAGAUGCGGAUGCUGAGUCCAAGGAAGAUGAAAGAGAGGUUAAUCUACUCGCCCAGAUCAUACUUGAGAAACUGAAGUUUCUGUCGGAAGGGAAACCAAGUGUAUCGCCAGUUCAACUGAUGUCUAUUCAGCUACAAACGUUGUUUGUCGCGUGGGAAGCGGGUUGUUUAGAAAAAAGUUACUUGCGUAGAUGGUUGAGUGACACCAGUCACGAAUUGGAACGUUUGGAACAAGAUGCAGCACCACCCGGAUGGCUAUGUCAGUGGGAUAGGUCGCAUAAGCGAUAUUAUUACCAGAACACUACCACUGGAAUUACACAAUGGACCUAUCCGGACACUGGCAUCGCCGGUGGAGCCGAAGAGAUGGAAAUUUGCUCCACGCCUCCUCCAACGGAGCAAGAAGAGAUAGUUAUCCCUGCAGUAGAAGAAGAAGGACUGAGAUCAAAGACAAAGAAAUCGGAGGGUGGAGAGACAACUGAGGACAUGACGAUUCCAAGGAACAGUGACAUAGAGGCUCCACCUCCACCCCAAAUUUCAAAUCCAAGCCCGCCUCCGCCGCCUAGAAUUUACGCGGAGGAUUUGAAGAGGGACAAGAGGAAACAAGACAAGUGUAACGAGAAGUUGGAUGAGAAGAAACAACGACUUGGAGACGAGGGGACAGCGAUUGUGGAAAUGAAACAGCUAGAAAAUUCUGUUGCGCCAUCCUCUGCCUUGCUGUCGCCUCAGCCUGCCAAUCUCGCAAAUGUAACCAGUGCGGAACCUCUGCCACCGGGUGUAGAUUUGACGGAAGCACCUUACGAAAUACCUGCUUUGAAGAGAAUUAUUUAUGGCGCGGUGCAAUCACAGGGUGGUGCGCUCUACGACGCAGCUGCAAGAGAUCCAACAGUUCCUAUUCUAAGUCAUCCAGCCAUAGUACAAGAACACUAUCUUCAAUAUCCAGCAUAUCAACACUUACACGCUCCAGCGGCCUUAGUACUUCCACAUAAGCACAAUGUGCAGCCUGCGAUACAGCUAAUACCUGACUAUACUCCGAUAUAUACGAAUCAUAAGGUUAUCGAAAAGCCACCGGUUAAAACAGCGAAAGAGUCUUUGGUGUCCGCGUUAGAUUCAUUUUACAGCGACAUCGCACGAAUAGAAAAUGUUGGGAUGGAGAAAGCCCCUCAGAGACAGGACACUGCAAUAGUAGAACCAUCUUCUUUACCAACGGAAGAAGUUAAAAUUGAAAUAGAGCAAGAGCCUGUUCCUGUUGAAGCUGCUGUGAAAGAAAAGAAGAGAAAGAGGACGAGAAUUGGUAUUAGUAAAAAACAUAAAGAAGUCUCUAGUAUGGUUGCAAAAUGGCAAAAGGUGCAACAGAAUUUUGAAAAUACAUAAACUUGCUGCGACCCGACGAUAUUUAAAUACACUUGAUACAAAUAGCGCACUGUACUCCUAUCAGUAUAGUGUUCCUGUACCUGCAAUUAACAUUAUUAUUCUCCCUUUUCUAUUUUUAAAAUUCGUUCAACUUAAUACACAAAACAGUAGAUUCUGAAAAGGAAUGUUGUAAAUUUUGAGAAGUUAUAGACAUGGUUAUGUACAAAAUAUAGGUUGAUCUCUUUCAAUGCUCAUUGACUAUGAGUGGAGUGGAACGUCGUCGUAAUUUAUAAGCAUUUGGAAUAAAAAAAAGUAUUGUAAAUUAAUGACAUCAAAUUUCAUUGUUUCUGCUUGUAGGUUUGUAUUAUGUAUUGUUUAAGUUCCAGGAAUUAAUUUAAUCAUCCUUCCAUGAAUCGCAGAAGAGAAAUGUAUUCUCCUAUUCUAUGGAGUUUGGAAACCGAAUAUUUUAAUACUAGACUUUAAGAACAAGUAGCCACCAUUUAUCAUAAAUUUAGAAUUUAUUGCCUAUUUUUAAAACGACAAAUGAAGGCUAUUUGUUUAAAGUUAUAAUCUCAUUUUAUCGUAUUUAGAUAUCUUCAUAAUAAUGAGAGAAUUUAAAAAAUAAAACAGGAUUUAAAAUCA